Aphanomyces astaci is the source of this 560-nucleotide messenger RNA. RefSeq lists its product as hypothetical. NCBI's taxonomy places the organism in Eukaryota, Oomycota, Saprolegniomycetes, Saprolegniales, Verrucalvaceae. Bases 87 to 560 code for a protein of 157 amino acids. The record is from RefSeq and is a predicted model, not a curated record. The transcript has 2 exons.
CUCAUCACUCAGGACAACGUCCAGUGUCCUCAUGCAUCCUUCCGAAAGAACCAGCUCCCAAACUCUCAUUAUUCAACUCGACAACAAUGCAACCUUCCAGCUUCCUCCUCGCGUCGUUCCUUGUGGUGCUGUCCGUGGCGACUGGCGCGUCAGCCCAAACCUGUUAUGCCCAGGGCAAAAACGUCACCGCGACGGGGUUCGUCAUGGACAACUACUGCAUCGAUUUGGGGAAGCUUAUGGACAACCCGACCGUAAAGACACUCGAGGGCCCCGAAGUGCACUCGAUUCACUGCCUCGUGGACCUCAAGCCGUGGACCACCACCAACGCCACAACCAACGCACGGACCACCACCAACGCCACAACCAACGCACGGACCACCACCAACGCCACAACCAACGCAGGGGCCACCACCAACGCCACAACAAACGCACGGACCACCAUUAACGCCACAACCAACGCACGGACCACCACCAACGCCACGACCAACGCAGGUGCCGCCACAGCCACAGCCAGAGGGACAGCCACCAACGGCACUGCCAACGUCACCAUCACCACAUAG